Molecule: messenger RNA, 1155 nt
Organism: Phytophthora sojae
Lineage: Eukaryota; Oomycota; Peronosporomycetes; Peronosporales; Peronosporaceae
Exons: 3
Coding region: 16-1155 (379 amino acids)
Source: RefSeq, a predicted model, not a curated record
GGCAUUGGGGAACGAAUGCCAAGUCGAGAGAACUGUGUGAAGGGUGCGCCUGCUCGAGGCGAUGGAACGCCCCCGGCGCGUCUUCUGUCGGUGACUCGCGCCACUACGCCACCCCGUACGAAGAAGCCUAAGAAAGUAUCGGCCCCGCGUGCGUCCGAGAAGAACCAGAGGCAACCGCAGAAGAAGGAAAAGAUCCGCACGUACUGCAGACGAAAAGCUGAGAUCGAGGACUUGAUGGGCGAGAUGGCGCGUCUGAAAGCCGAGAUCGAGCUCUAUGCAAAGCGCAACGAAGUGCUGAGGGGGCGAGAGGAGCUGCGCCAACGCCUAGAGUCCAACCGAGCUCUGCGUGAGGUCCUCCACACCCAACGUUUGGCCUUUGCAAGCUCGCUGUCGCUGGUUUCGCAAGUUUUGCGGGAGAAGCACACGGGGCCGUUCGAUACGCUCACGCACCUACCGAAAGACCCGUACGCCCGUCACAUGGAGCUGCUGCGAAUGAAGCGCGAGCGGAUUCAACGCGCCUACGACUUCAUGCGCGAGCGUCAGCGGUUCAUGGACACCAGUACCGAGUUCUGCGACAAGAAGAAGUUCCAGGCCUUGAACGGGGACUUGUGCUCGGAGCGCUUCGAAGUGAUCCCGUUGCCGGGCGCGGCCAGCGUCAAGGCCAUCGUCGACGCGCUUGAGUACUUCGUGUACAACAUCGAGAUCUGCAUGUCCGAAGUGCUGGGCGACAUCACCAUCCGCGAGAACGACGACCCUCAACGGAGCAGCUCCGUGGCGCAGCACCGUCUCGUCACCUCCAUCGGGGACGUGGUGCAGAUGGACACCAACAACGUGGCCUUCAACGCGUACAUCCCGGCGGGGCCAGGCCAACGAGAGGUCGGCUUCUCCAUCAGCGACGCCGUUGACGAGGACGAAGCGUUCCCGUACAGUGCAGCACGCGUGAGGCAAGACGUCACGGUCAUCACUAUGGUGAACUGGCAAACCCGGAAAGAUGGCUCUCCGGUUAUUGUGUUCGCGAGGUGGUGGUGUCUUCGUAUCCGACACUCUAGCAUUAGUGUACCUGAGUAUGCAGUGACGCGUAUUCAGAACGGGAUCGAGUACAUAUGUGCCGCAAUGGUGGCGGCAGCUCGACACGCUGGGGCAGACGGCAGUUAA